UAACGUUGAUAGGGACUACGGCAGAGAAGAGGAAACGUGACUGAAUUCUCCAUCUUGCAUGACAUUACAGAUGAUUUUGCAGAUGACGGGUGAGCUACAGCUUCUGUUUUAUUAGUUUGAACUUCCAUAUUGGUCUUUUUUGUUGGUUAGCUCUGGUUAGCUAAUGGUUCUCCGGAUAAAUGUCUUUUCUUAAUUGUUAAUAAUAAAGUUGGGCUUGUAAUACUGGACAACAUGGCUGAAAAACGUGUCAAGACAUAAUCUUUCAUAUCAAUCGACAUUAAUAAUUAUGGAUUCGUUUUUUUCUGUUUGUUUGUUUCAAAUAUCUGAAAUAUUGACAAAUUAAUGGCGUGACUUUCCAGUUCUGUCCACAGUUUUCGCUCCACCCAACUGUUUAUUUUUGAGCAGCUUCUGCUCAAGUUACUCAACUGGUUGUUGCUAGGUAACCACAGAGAGAGUGAGUAGUUGAUGUCAUAGUCAUGCAUACGUAUUCAUGUCUAGGAGUUGAUGUCACCAACUUUGCUUCGCUGGCCUUGAGAGGUUGAGCGGCUCCUACAUCCCCCAGAAUGCUGUGCGGUUUGUUUGGCGCUGUGACUAUUUCAUGCUAUAUCAGUGUGUUUUAGUUCUUUAAAGUAGGAAGGCCUUUACUGUCUGCUGUCAGAAUUUAACUUGUUUGUUCAGCUAGACUUCUAGCCAAUUAUGCAUAAGUUUAAAACAGUAAGCUAAAUUUUCUACAUAAAUAUGUUGACGGACUAGCCAAUUAUUACAAAAAAAUUAAAAGGCUGUUAUUGCUUAGGAUAGCACAACCGAUUUAUUAUGUUUAGGGAGCAAAUAUUAGUUUCUGCAGGGCCAGAUUGAUUUGAAUAGCUCUCUCCACCUACCCGUGCAUCCAUUGUACAGGUCAUUUUAUCCUUUCAGGGUCAUGAUUAGGAAUAGUGCCUGUGUCCAGGAACCAGAAGGAGCAAUUUGAAUGAAGAACGGGGUGAGAGGAACUCCAUCAGCAUCCUGUUGUGGGUUGUCAACCAUUGCCUGAUGAUGUUGGAGCGAUGGAAACUAACAGAUGUCCUCAGCCUCUUCUGCCUCUUCCUAUUUUCUAAAAAAAAGUUUUUUCGCUGUUGGAAAUUACAGGGUGUUAAUAGGCAGUCCUGUGUAUAAACGGGUAUAAACUGAUGAUACCAACAGAUGAUGGCAGGUUUAAGACGUCCCUUGGCCAGAAGGUCCAUGAUGCCCUCCAUACCAAAAAAUACCAUAACUUCAUUAUUUUCAAAUUCUUUAGUAUUGUUUAUAUUCUUAAAAAUCCCAAAAUAUCAUUAUAAUUCACCUGAUCUGCACCUAUGACUUAUAUAAAGUACAAUGUUUGCAAAAUACACAUUCAUUAAAAUAAAUACGUAUGUGUAGAUGGUAAAUUGACUUUACAUCACUUAUGUGCAAAUGAAAUGAAUGCAAAAAAAAAUAAAUCAAUGGAGAUUAAUGUAUAAUAAUUCUAAGAGAAAAUGAAAGACUAUUUAGAACAAGUAGCGCUUUUGUAACUUUGUGCUUUUAUAAAUUGUACGUCAUUCAUAGCUUCUGCUUUUGUGUAAAAGAACUGCUAAUUGUUCCUGCCAAUGUGUGGGAGUCAAUUACACUGAAUUUCCUUAAUUCCCCAGAUCUUUACCCUGCUAUUAGGGUUUGCCUUAAUGUGACUAUUUAACUCAAAUAAAUUAUGUCUGUUUGGUUUAGCUUUAUUAGUUUUCAAACUUUAGAACCAGCUUAGUACAUCCAUAAGCAGAUUAUGUAUGUACAUGUGCAGUACAACUCCAGCCUCCAAAACACUAAAUUCCCCAAACAUUUCUCUGUGCUGUUAUAUAAAUAACUCAUUUUAUCUGUGACAGAAUUGUCCCAGAACCGAUCUUUGAAGAGUGAGGGAUGAAGUUAGACCCUGUAAUGAAGUUUCAUCUGGCUGUAAGAGCAGGAAGAAAAGGUCUCUCAGGGAUUGUGCAGAAAUGACUGAAGCCUGAAGUCUCUCUGAGAGCGACAUCAGACAAGAUGGAGACUGCGAAUGCGUCUUCCAUCAUUAACAUGACUGGUGGCAGUCACGCCGGCCUCUUUUCAAGGAGCCCAUACACAGAAGCGGAGAUAGUGCUCAUCCUGCUGGCAGCUGGAAUCCUUAGUCUGAUCACUGUCACCGGGAACAUCCUGGUCAUACUCUCCAUAAAGGUAAACAAGAACCUGCAGACCAUCAACAACUACUUCCUGUUCAGCUUGGCCUGUGCAGACCUCCUUAUUGGGAUCUGCUCCAUGAACUUUUAUGCCAUUUUCAUUGUGAUUGACCAAUGGCCUCUGGGAGAGGUGGAGUGCGACCUUUGGUUGAUUGCUGAUUAUGUUGUCAGCAACGCCUCAGUCAUGAACCUGCUCCUCAUAAGCUUUGACCGCUACUUCUGUGUCACUAAACCCAUGACCUACCCAGCAUGUCGCAGCACCAAGAUUGCUGGGAUGAUGAUUGCUGCGGCCUGGAUCCUGUCCUUCGUCCUAUGGACUUCCUUAAUCAUGUCCUGGCAGUUCAUUGCAGGAAGGAGAUCUCUGCUCUUUACUCACUGCCACUGCCAGUUCUUCUUCAACCCAUGGGUGACGUUCGUGGCUUCCAUCAUAACUUUCUACCUGCCGUUGAGCAUCAUGGCCUGCCUGUACUGGCGGAUCGCGAAGACCAGCUACAACAGCAUAAGGAGGAACAGCAGGAGAACCUCAGGUUCAAGUUUAUCAGAAAUUGUCUCCUUCGUCCAAGGGGAAGUGAUCUGUACCACAACCAAACAAGACAAGGAGGAGACUGCAGCUGGGAAGGAGAAGGAAAUGUUGCAGCAGCACAGUGUAACUGCACUCUUCAGAGAAUCGCAGGCAGACCAAAUGGACUCUGCAUCAGAGACUGUCAACGCUUCGACUUCCAGAGAACUUAGCUCAUUAAGGAGCUUUACAAAUGUUUCUGAUCGUAAUGUGAGGGUGCAAAUUCUGGAAAAGUGGAGAAGGAGGGUCAGUACUUGCAGGGAAAGAAAAGUGACACGCACCAUCAUGGCUGUCAUGGUUGCUUUUAUCGUCACAUGGACGCCGUACAACAUGAUGGUCCUUGUCCACGCACUCUGCAACAACUGCGUCCCAAAAACACUGUGGAGCACAUUGUACUGGCUCUGCUACGUCAACAGCACCGUCAACCCCGCCUGCUACGCCCUCUGCAACGACACCUUCAAGAUCACCUUCAAGCACCUGCUCCUGUGCCAGUACAAGAACAUUCGGGGACGAUGGUUUCCUGCCUAGAAUGGAGCUGAAACUCAUGGACUCCCUUAAUAAAAAUAAAGGCGAAAGCUGAAACGGCCAGAAGUGGAUUCUGUUGGUCACUGUGCAUUUCUUUUAAAUCAUGAAAAAUUGUGUGUGUGCUUUAUUAUACUUUAACAAAGACCUGCUACUGUUUUUAAUUCCCCAAAGUUUUUUUUUUAGCUCUGCGGAGUCUUAUUGUGAGAAUUUUAUUUUGUCCCCAUUUGCCUGUGGAGUCCAUCGAUUGUAAUGCUUGUAAAUGUUUAAAUGUGUACACCAACUAUA
Molecule: messenger RNA, 3564 nt
Organism: Xiphophorus hellerii (green swordtail)
Lineage: Eukaryota; Metazoa; Chordata; Actinopteri; Cyprinodontiformes; Poeciliidae
Product: muscarinic acetylcholine receptor M2-like
Exons: 4
Coding region: 2023-3282 (419 amino acids)
Biological process (GO): G protein-coupled receptor signaling pathway, coupled to cyclic nucleotide second messenger; adenylate cyclase-inhibiting G protein-coupled acetylcholine receptor signaling pathway; chemical synaptic transmission
Cellular component (GO): dendrite; plasma membrane; synapse
Molecular function (GO): G protein-coupled serotonin receptor activity; G protein-coupled acetylcholine receptor activity
Source: RefSeq, a predicted model, not a curated record